AUGCGGCUGAGCGUCUCUGUGCUCCUGGUCGCCUCUUUACUGGGGCUGCUCCUCCUCCCCUCCACCGAGGCCAAGAAGCAGAACAAGGGCCGAGGCAUGAAGGGGGCCCGCCACAAGCUUUCCAGGGUGCGAGGAGCUGGGCGUCACAGCCGGUCAGACACCUCCAGAAUAGUGGCCCCUAACUGCGCCGAGUCCACCGAGUCUGGAGACGUCUUCAUCGACUGCCAAGAGAGACACCUCAACACCAUCCCCUCCGCACAGGCCUGGUCCAAACAGCCCAAGCACCUACUCCUCGCACGCAACCGCAUCAAAGUCCUCCGCAAUAGGAUCUUCACCGGCUACGAGGGCCUGACCAGUCUGGACCUUCAGCAGAAUGAGAUCUCUCUGGUGGAGGAGGGGGCCUUCCAGGGACUGACCCAGCUCACCACACUACUGCUGCAGCACAACCGGCUGAGCACCCUGAGCGAGGAAACCAUCAUCCCCAUGCCCAACCUUGGCUACAUGCGCCUGUACGAUAACCCCUGGAACUGCCAGUGUGCCAUGGACAGCCUGGUGCGGACGCUGCAGGUGCCCAGCAACCGGAACCUGGGUAAUCAUGCCAGGUGUGAAGAACCCAUUUGGCUCAAAGGAAAAAAGUUGAAGCAGCUGGAAGCGGAGCAGCUGUGUAAAGAGUUGCCCCCGAACGACCAAGGCGUGCGUCCCUCCACGUCCCCCCAGGAGCCCAUCCCCAUCCGCACCAAACCAGAGUCCAACGCAGUCUGCCACACGUACCUCUUCCCCCAGGUCCGCAUGGACUGCAGAAACAAGGGUCUUACAGAAGUGCCCGCGGGGAUCCCAGAUGAUGUGGUUCAAUUGGAUCUUUCCAAUAAUGCCAUCCGUCAUCUCAAAGCCAAAGAAUUCCAGAGCGCAAAGAAUCUCAAAGUCCUAAACCUCAGCAACAACAACAUGGAGCAUCUCGACACCGAUUCUCUGACUGGUUUGCUACAAUUACGAGAGCUGGACCUUUCCAACAACCUGCUGCAGUUUGUCCAAUAUGGGGUUCUAGAAGACUUGUACUUUCUGUCCCAGCUGAAGCUCGGCGGAAACCCCUGGGUGUGCGACUACAGCAUCCACUACAUGGUGUACUGGCUGCGUCUGCAUCCCGGUGUCAGGUACUCUGGCCUGCUGUGCCGCUCCCCGCCUGAAUACACAGGGGAGAAGGUGGAGGAGUACAUCAACAACUACAACAGAGGCUGCCCCAAAGAGCGCCCCUACAACCGGCCCAGUGCCGACCAGACCGACCCCGAGCUGUGGAACACCCCUCAGGAGCUGCAGGCAGAGCUGGAGGAGGAGCUGGAGCCCAGUCAUCUGAGAGUGCCACAGAAAUAUGAGAUCUUCAGACUGUCUUGA
Messenger RNA from Knipowitschia caucasica, 1389 nucleotides. The record is from the annotation of a GenBank genome assembly. Lineage: Eukaryota; Metazoa; Chordata; Actinopteri; Gobiiformes; Gobiidae.